AACCUCCUUGAGGAAAAUGCGCGCGAAGUGACGCGACACGCGCCGCUCUACAAGUGCUCUGACUAUCUUCUACGAACAGCGCGAGAAGUGGGGCGCGAAAACGACUAGCCCUUUCGAGGGGACAAACAUGACUGUGGUGCCCGGGGAGAACCUCGACGAGACUGUGGCAUUGGUAGCCCUGUCCCAAGAUGUUUACGACCCUGAACGGGCAGACCAGGAGUGCUGCGAGCGGGUGGUUAUCAACAUCUCCGGCUUGCGCUUCGAAACCCAAUUAAAAACACUGGCUCAGUUCCCUGCCACCUUACUCGGUGACCCCAGGAAAAGAAUGCGCUUCUUCGACCCUCUGAGGAACGAGUACUUCUUUGACAGGAACCGAACGAGCUUUGAUGCCAUCCUCUACUACUAUCAGUCUGGAGGCAGGCUGAGGAGACCCGUCAAUGUUCCUGUGGACAUCUUUAUGGAGGAGAUUAAAUUCUACGAGUUAGGAGAAGAAGUCAUUGAGAAUUUUAAGGAGGACGAGGGUUUCAUCAAGGAGGAAGAGCGACCUUUGCCCGAAAACGAGUUUCAGAGACAGGUCUGGCUGCUGUUUGAGUACCCCGAGAGCUCUGGACCCGCGAGGGGCAUCGCAAUCGUCUCGGUGCUCGUCAUUUUGAUAUCAAUUGUCAUCUUUUGCUUGGAGACUUUACCAGAGUUUAGGGAGGACGGGAAAAAGUACGAGGAGCACCUCGCAUUCAAUGGAACUGCUAGUUCAAAGAAGCCCAAUCCAUUCACAGACCCCUUCUUUAUUGUGGAGACCCUUUGUAUAAUCUGGUUCUCCUUUGAAUUGCUCGUGAGGUUUCUCGCGUGCCCAAGCAAGCCCGCCUUCUUCAAGAAUAUCAUGAACACAAUUGACAUCGUGGCUAUUAUUCCCUACUUCAUCACCUUGGGUCUGGAGUUGGCCGAGCAUCAGGGCAACAGCCAGCAGGCGAUGUCUCUGGCCAUCCUGAGGGUCAUUCGUUUGGUGCGGGUGUUCCGCAUAUUCAAGCUUUCCAGACACUCGAAGGGGCUUCAGAUCUUGGGCAAGACCCUGCAAGCGAGCAUGCGAGAACUGGGUCUCCUCAUAUUCUUCCUUUUCAUUGGAGUAAUACUGUUCUCCAGCGCCGUGUACUUCGCCGAGACAGACGACCCCGACUCGGGGUUCAGCAGCAUCCCCGAAGCCUUCUGGUGGGCAGUGGUUUCCAUGACAACUGUGGGCUACGGGGACAUGUGCCCAGUCACCAUCGGUGGCAAAAUAGUGGGCUCCUUAUGUGCCAUCGCUGGUGUGCUCACCAUUGCGCUUCCAGUGCCCGUCAUCGUGUCCAAUUUCAAUUACUUCUAUCACAGGGAGACCGAGCACGAGGAGCAGAUGCAGUACACGCAUGUAACGUGUGGCCAGCAGCAACCCCCGUUUGGUGAAUUUAAAAGGAGUGACAGCAAAGCGUCCCUUUCUAAAUCAGACUAUUUGGAUUCAGAGGAUGGAGAGUACACCAACUGCAGCCCCCAUAAAGCAUACACAGGGAAGCUUACUGAUGUAUGAAUGUAGAACGUCAACAAUUAUAAACCCAAAGAAGCGCACCUUUCUCUCGUUGAGAGGGGAUCAUGAAUUCAGCACAAAAAGGGAUUCAUUAUGACGUCACUGUGAGAAAGGAAAAUCUCAUCUGCCUAUUGGCUGCACUAGGAUAAUCAACGCCUGCAAUGUCAGUAAUGGACUAACUGAAAAUGGAAAUAAUUAAACAGAUUUGCGGACACACAUCAUCAAGUUUUUUUUUAAAUUGGAUUUUCACAUUAACAAGAAGAGUUCAGACAGGAAGAGGUACAGUCAUUAAAAUGGACUUCCUGGCCUUCAGAUCUGCAUAUACAUGCAGCACAAUAUCGUCAAGGCAAUAUGAACCUUCACCAGUGCAGCAGUACGUGGGACAAAACAAACUUCAUUUAAACCACAUUCACUUGUUCCUAUCAAAGGAAUUAUGCACAGUGUCUCAAAAGGAAUCAUAUGGUCAAAUGUGGAAUCUAACCAUGAGGAAAUAGGACAACGUGGUGAAGAUAAAGAAGAUGUUUUGAAGCACACUGAGGUAGAAACUAUUUACUUGAAAUCACAGAGUACAUGCACAAACAAUUUGUGAGGUGCAUCUUGAUGUUUAUCUGCCCCUAAAACAACAACAUGCUACUGGGACAGGUGUGUGUGAGUAUGUACACGUAAAUAUGUGUCUUCAGACCAGCAGUGUCAUGUUUAAACGUUACAGAUCAUGUGCUAUACCAAAACAUAUUAUGGCAUGCAUGGAAAGUUGGGCAUGGAAUAAAUCUUGAUUAUUAUG
This is a messenger RNA of Sinocyclocheilus grahami, 2333 nucleotides long. Its product is annotated as shaker-related potassium channel tsha2-like. The record is from RefSeq and is a predicted model, not a curated record. Gene Ontology annotation, cellular component: membrane; voltage-gated potassium channel complex. Lineage: Eukaryota; Metazoa; Chordata; Actinopteri; Cypriniformes; Cyprinidae. The transcript has 3 exons. Gene Ontology annotation, molecular function: protein binding; delayed rectifier potassium channel activity. Gene Ontology annotation, biological process: potassium ion transmembrane transport; action potential; protein homooligomerization. The coding region runs from base 128 to 1555 and encodes 475 amino acids.